CCGCAGCGGCGGCGGGGGGCGGGCGCUGCCCGCGCGUCCUCGGCUCCAGAGCGGCGGGCGAUGCGCUUCCUCCGCUGAGCGCGCCCAGGGCCGACCGGCAGCAUGACGGUGGAGUUCGAGGAGUGCAUCAAGGACUCGCCCCGGUUCCGGGCAACCAUCGAUGAGGUGGAGACAGAUGUGGUGGAGAUCGAGGCAAAGCUUGACAAGCUGGUGAAGCUCUGCAGUGGGAUGAUUGAAGCAGGCAAAGUCUACAUCACCACCAACAAGCACUUUGUCAGCGGCGUCCGGGACCUGUCGCAGCAGUGCAAGAAGGAUGAGAUGAUUUCGGAGUGCCUCGACAAAUUCGGAGACAGCCUGCAGGAAAUGAUCAACUACCACAUGAUCCUGUUUGACCAGGCUCAGAGGUCAGUCCGGCAGCAGCUGCACAACUUUGUGAAAGAUGACGUCAGGAAGUUCAAGGAGACCAAGAAGCAGUUCGACAAGGUGCGGGAGGACAUGGAGAUCUCGCUGGUGAAGAACGCCCAGGCCCCCCGGCACAAACCCCACGAGGUGGAGGAGGCCACGGGCACCUUGACCAUCACCAGGAAGUGUUUCAGGCACCUGGCCCUGGACUACGUGUUGCAGAUCAACGUGCUGCAGGCCAAGAAGAAGUUUGAGAUCCUGGACGCGAUGCUGUCCUUCAUGCAUGCCCAGUACACCUUCUUCCAGCAGGGCUACACUCUGCUCCACGAGCUGGAUCCCUACAUGAAGAAGCUGGCCACGGAGCUGGACCAGCUGGUGAUCGAUUCUGCCGUGGAGAAGAGGGAGAUGGAGCACAAACACGCCCUGAUCCAGCAAAGGACCCUCCUACAGGACUUCUCCUACGAUGACUCGAAGGUGGAGUUCAAUGUGGACGCCCCAAAUGGAGUGGUGAUGGAAGGUUACCUCUUCAAGAGAGCCAGCAAUGCUUUCAAAACAUGGAAUAGGAGGUGGUUCUCCAUACAGAACAGCCAGCUGGUGUACCAGAAAAAGCUAAAGGAUGUGCUCACGGUGGUGGUGGAGGACCUGCGGCUCUGCACCGUCAAGCCCUGUGAAGACAUAGAGAGGAGGUUCUGCUUCGAGGUGGUCUCUCCUACCAAGAGCUGCAUGCUGCAGGCUGACUCGGAGAAGCUGCGCCAGGCCUGGAUCCAGGCAGUGCAGGCCAGCAUUGCCUCUGCCUACCGGGAGAGUCCGGACAGCUACUACAUCGAGAGACUGGACCGAACUGCCUCCCCCUCCACGAGCAGCAUCGACUCCGCCACCGACUCCCGGGAGCGCAGUGGGAAAGGGGAGACCAUCCUGCAGAGAGUGCAGAGCAUCCCUGGGAAUGACCAGUGCUGUGACUGUGGGCAGCCAGACCCUCGCUGGGCCAGUAUCAACCUGGGCAUUCUGCUGUGCAUCGAGUGCUCAGGGAUCCACAGGAGCCUGGGUGUUCACUGCUCCAAGGUCAGAUCCCUCACGCUGGAUUCCUGGGAGCCAGAGUUACUGAAGCUGAUGUGUGAGCUGGGGAACAGCACCAUGAAUCAGAUUUAUGAGGCACAGUGUGAAGAGCUGGGACUCAAGAAACCAACAGCAGGGAGCUCCAGGCAGGACAAGGAGGCCUGGAUCAAGGUGAAGUACGUGGAGAAGAAAUUCCUGAAGAAGCUGCCGGGCGGGGAGGCUCUGACGGAGAACGAGCGGAAGCCUCGCCGCUGGUGCGUCAAGAAGUGCCAGAGGCACAACAGCGCCACGAAAGCACCCACAGCUCGGAGGAAGUACCGGCAUGAGGCAGGGAAUGCCUCCCCAGCCCUGCUGUCCUCAGCAGCCACCCUGGAGAGGAAGUUCCGCCGGGAUUCCCUGUUCUGCCCCGACGAGCUGGAUUCCCUCUUCUCCUACUUCGACACCGGCGCCGGCUCCGGCCCUCGCAGUGCCAGCCACAUCCCUGAGCAGCACCCGCUCGCAGGUGGCCCCUGGAGUGGCAGUGGCAGUGGCAUUGGUCCCGGUGGGAGCGGUUCUCCGUUCCUCCUGGACGGAGGCCCCGCAGGUCUGAGCAGUGACAGCGGGCUGGGCGGGAGCACCGACGGCAGCACCGACAUCCUGGUGUUCGGCUCCGUGGUGGACAGCGUGACAGAGGAAGAGUGCGAGGUGUCCGAGGAGUCCAGCGGGGAGGCAGAGAUUGAACAGGAGGCAUCUGACUUGGAGGACCUGAGGGAGCUGCACCCUGGCUUGUUGAUCUACAAGGCAGCACAAGCCCGAAAUCUGCCCCUCAUGGCAGAAGCACUCGCCCACGGUGCUGAGAUCAACUGGGUGAACGACGAGGAUGAGAACAAAACUCCUCUGAUUCAAGCUGUGAAGGGGGGCUCCUUGAUAGCCUGUGAAUUCCUGCUGCAGAACGGGGCAGACGUGAACCAAAGAGACAGCCGAGGCCGGGCCCCCCUGCACCACGCCACGUACCUGGGGCACACUGGCCAGGUGUGCCUGUUCCUGAAGAGAGGGGCCAACCAGCACGCGGUGGACGGCGACGGGCAGGACCCGCUGAGCAUCGCGGUGCAGGCGGCCAACGCAGACAUCGUCACCCUGCUGCGUCUGGCUCGGAUGAACGAGGAAAUGCGGGAAGCAGAGGGUCCCUUUGGACAACCAGGGCAAUAUCCCAGCAACAGCCCCACUGAGCUGCAGUACAGGAAGUGCAUACAGGAGUUCAUCAGCCUUAAUAUAGACGAGUGUUAGUGA
Messenger RNA from Pipra filicauda (Wire-tailed manakin), 2727 nucleotides. RefSeq names its product ArfGAP with coiled-coil, ankyrin repeat and PH domains 3 (gene ACAP3). Gene Ontology annotation, molecular function: protein binding; GTPase activator activity. Gene Ontology annotation, cellular component: cytoplasm. The transcript has 25 exons. The record is from RefSeq and is a predicted model, not a curated record. Bases 103 to 2724 code for a protein of 873 amino acids. Lineage: Eukaryota; Metazoa; Chordata; Aves; Passeriformes; Pipridae.